GGGCCUGUUGCACAAAAGUAGAAUUAAGACAUCCGGGAUAAAUGACUCAGCUGAGCUCAAUGAAGCCAAAACAUGUGCGUCCAGGCUUAAUUGGUUGCACAAAGACCAAGCCAGGAUGAGCAGACACGGAUUCAUUAAGCCAGGUGAAACCAAUCCUGGAUAGGUGCGCGCUCACGGCUCACUCAAAUAGACCCCGCCACAGAUCACAGAUUAACUGAUUUACCAUGGCAACUAGAGCCGCGUACUUUUCCCCGUCGGAAGCACAAAUCCUCAUGGAGGCAUACGAGGAGGUAAAAGAUAUAAUUAAGAAGAAAGGCAACACCGCCACAGUGAUAAAGCAAAGAGAAAAAGCGUGGCAAAGUAUUGCAGACCGCCUGAAUGCGUAAGUAGUGCACAAUUACACACUCACCGCUCCGCUGAAACAUCACAAUUACAAUUCAAAUAUUUAAUUCACAUCUCCAAAAAUGCAGUUGUACUGUAAUUAUGAAACGGUUAAAUUUUUAAUUGAAAUGCACUGCAGAUAUGAGUGAAAUUGUGUAAAGUAACUCCAUCACACUGUUUAAAGCUAUGAUACAUUCUUUGAUAUUUUUACUGAAAACAAGACAAAAAUACCAAGUAUUUUUUUGCAGUGUGACUCCAUUAAAUGUGUGUGUGUGUGUGUGUGUGUGUGUGGAUUAAACAUGAACGGGCCAAAACGGACAUGGCAGCAGGUCAAAAUCAAAUACAAGAACAUUCUGCAGAAUGCAGUGAAAAAGAAUACCCACAGACAAGGCACGGGUGGUGGGUCACCAAAGGCUGACCUUACCCCAGCAGAGGACAUGGCCUUGGAGCUAAAUAAAGGCAGGCCCGUCUUAGAGGGGAUCCCUGGGGGGAAAGAGACGAGCAUAGGUUCCUCCCAAGAUGCCACCCGCUUCAUUCAAGUGCCUGGCAGCACUGUGUUCCUGUUAGAGCCACCAGCACAAGCACCAGACGAUGCUGAUCCAGGUGAAGGCCCCAGUGCAGCAGCAACAGCACAUGAUGGAGACGAUGAUGAGGAGGAGACCAUCUCUCUGGAUUCCAGAAGGCAUGAGGACCCAGAUGCUAUACAGUGGGAAAACCAGCCUGGCAACAUAAGCUCACAAGCUAUCAGAAAGUUGUAUGGCAACCACCUCCGGCGCCAAAUAGAACUGGCAGACAUAGACAUUCAGUACAAGAAGAAAAAGAUAGAAAAUCUUGCACUGGAGUCCGAAAUAAAAAAGAGGACAAUUAGGAAACUGGACCUUGAAAUAAAAAAACUUGCGAGGAGGUGAGAUAUGCCUUCAAUGUACACUGUAUGCUAACUGUAACACAAAUGUAUUAAUCAUUAUUUUUCUUUCCUCCCCCAGCUCCAAGAAGAUGACACAGCUCAAAAUAAAAAAUUAGGUAUAUUCUCGUAAAGUCAAGUGAGCCAUGACAUAUGAGCUCUUAUUGUGAGCACACAGGACGGUGGCAUCUUUCUAAGGUUUUUUUAUUUUCCCAGCAAUCAGUACAACCAAGUCAUCGUUAUAAGGCAUCGCCCUCUUUUGCCCACCCCCCAGCACCAGGUGUGGCCACUAGCCUAUAUGAAGGCCCAAAAUUGUGUGUUCCUUUCUGCUCUGACAAUGGCAUGCCCAUUCGUGCGAGAUGUGGUGGAUGAAGAAGCACUUGUGCUGAGGAGAGCCUUCAGGCGAGAAAGGGUCUUCAGGGACCGGUUGGACCCACUGGCCUUCCCUGAUGACCAUCUAUAUGAAAGAUACAGGUUUUCUGCAGAUGGCAUCAGGUAUCUAUGCAGACUACUGGGUCCCAGGAUUAAGCACCGCACUGCACGGAGCCAUGCACUGAGUGUGGAGCAAAUGGUUUGUGUGGCCUUGCGCUUUUUGCUAGUGGAGCCUUCCUGUACUCAGUGGGGGAUGCAGAACAGCUGAACAAGGCCACAAUUUGCCGCACAAUAAGGAGUGUGUGUCUGGCUAUCAAAGCAUUAGCAGAUGUCUUCAUCUCCUUCCCUGGCCACAGAAGACUCUGUGACAUCAAAGAGGAGUUCUAUAGGAUUGCAGGUAAGAGGAUCUACAAAUUACAGGACAACUGUUAACACAUAGUAGGAUACUCAUUACUUUGUGUGACAGGUUUCCCCAAUGUCAUUGGUGCAGUGGACUGCACACACAUAAGGAUAAAAGCCCCCAGGUGCCCAUGAGGCCGAUUUUGUGAAUAGGAAAUCCUUUCACAGCAUUAAUGUUCAGAUGGUCUGCAAUGCUGACUGUGUGAUCAGCAAUGUUGUGGCAAAAUGGCCUGGCUCAGUCCAUGACUCCAGAAUCUUUCGGGCCUCUGAAAUCUAUCAGUGCCUAUCACAAGGUGAAUUCUCUGGUGUGUUGCUGGGAGACAGGGGGUAUGGCUGCCAGCCUUUUCUCCUGACACCUUUCACAGACCCCCAGGAAGCACAGCAGGCCUACAACCAUGCCCAUGCCAGGACCAGGGCCAGAGUUGAAAUGACCUUUGGCCUCCUGAAGGCACGCUUUCACUGCCUUCACAAAUUAAGGGUCAGCCCUGUUAGGGCAUGUGAUAUUACUGUGGCUUGUGCUGUCCUCCACAAUGUGGCCUGCCUGAGGAAGGAGAGGGCCCCCAGAGUGCCACCAGCCAUGGACUGGGACAAUCCGGCAAUCUUCCCUGAUGACGACAGUGGUCGGCUGCUGAGGGACCAAUAUGUGUUGAAUUAUUUUAGUUAGUAUGUGUGCUUUCAAUUUUGGUUAAAUAUGUCCUGCGGUGGCAGAGGAAUUUGGGUUUUUUUGGGUUCGUUUUUGACGAAUUUGGCCUCUUAUGAUGUUUGUGCGGUAUACUGUGUGUAAUACAAGGCUGCAGGGAGGCUACUGCAUCCAUUCAUUUGUCUGAUCAGUUGAUGUGUAUGGAUUUGUCCUGCAUUUAUUUUAGUGUGCAGACAUGCAGGGUGUGUUAUAUACAGACCUUUGAAUGUGUAUGUAUCAUUUUGUAUAAUAUGCUUGGAUUCUGUGCUUUCCAUCUUGUAGAGUCACUGUGACUUCAGUUUCGAAAGGAGCUGAUGGUUUACCUGCUUUGUUUUGUCCUUAUUCAAUAAAGGAACAUAAUGUUACACAUUGUGUUUUUAUAUUCA
Molecule: messenger RNA, 3118 nt
Organism: Oncorhynchus nerka (sockeye salmon)
Lineage: Eukaryota; Metazoa; Chordata; Actinopteri; Salmoniformes; Salmonidae
Exons: 8
Coding region: 681-1289 (202 amino acids)
Source: RefSeq, a predicted model, not a curated record